CUUCCCUCCAAUCAUUUUCAUCUAAAAAAUUAAAAAAAAUCUUAGUAUUUUUAAAUCAUUUAAUACUAAAUAAUUAUAAUAAUAAUAAUAAGUUAAAAAGAGUGGCAAAGGGACUGGUUUGGAGAAGUAGAAGAGUAUAAGAAACUUAUUAUCUCUGCUUUUACGUAACUCUUUGUUUAAUUUCAAAAUUAAAAUUUCGGUGUUCUUCUUGUUAUUGAUGAUCGCUGCUGUUCAAAUGCCUUGUGUUUGAUUUUACGCUCUUGAUUACAUAACAGGAAGAGAUCAAAUGGACCAAAAUUUACAGGAUAUGAUAUCAAGCCAGUCUCGAGGUCGAUCAGAAAUCCCUUUUGCUAAGAAAAUUGGAACAAGUGCAUGGGGAAUUCAAAUCAGCAGUAAUGCUUUUCACUCAUCUAGUGAUGCAAGUUUGUUUUCUACCUCAUUACCGGUUCUUCGUCACGAACAAUUGAACUUCAAUGGUUCCAGUGAAGUUAAAUUCGAUGAUUCGAAGCAAUGUGGUCAGUCUCUUAAGGAUGGGUCAUCUAAGUUAAAUAAUAUUGAACUAGAAAAUGGUAAGGACCUAUUUGAAGAUGUUGAAACAAAUGCAAUUGGAAACCUCCUUCCAGACGAUGAGGAGGAGCUUCUUGCCGGAAUAAUGGAUGAUUUUGAUCUUAGUGGAUUGCCUAACCAAACAGAGGAUUUGGAAGAGUAUGACCUCUUCGGUAGUGGAGGGGGAAUGGAAUUGGAUAUUGAAUCUCAAGAAAGCCUUCGAGUCAGUAUCUCAAAAUUGGACAUAUCUGAUGAGCUUGCAGCAAAUGAGAUUGGCCAGUACACAAUUUCAAAUGGUACGGGAACUGUGGCUGGCGAACAUCCGUAUGGGGAGCAUCCUUCAAGAACGCUAUUUGUUCGAAACAUAAAUAGUAACGUGGAGGACUCUGAAUUGAGGUCUCUCUUUGAGCAAUAUGGUGAUAUCAGAACUUUAUACACAGCAUGCAAGCAUAGGGGUUUUGUGAUGAUUUCGUAUUAUGAUAUUCGAGAUGCGCGGGCUGCAAUGCGUGGAUUACAAAAUAAGCCUUUAAGACGAAGGAAACUGGAUAUUCAUUUUUCAAUUCCCAAGGAUAAUCCUUCAGAAAAGGAUAUAAAUCAAGGAACUCUUGUAGUGUUCAAUUUGGAUGCAUCUGUAUCAAAUGAUGAGCUUCGUCAGAAAUUCGGGGCUUAUGGGGAGAUCAAAGAGAUAAGAGAAACACCACACAAGCGACAUCAUAAAUUCAUUGAAUUUUAUGAUGUUAGAUCUGCAGAAGCUGCUCUUAGGGCACUAAAUAGGAGUGACAUAGCUGGAAAACGCAUCAAACUUGAACCUAGUCGCCCUGGUGGAGCACGUCGAAACUUAAUGCAGCAACUUGGCCAAGAGCUGGAACAAGAUGAAGUCAGAAGUUUCAGGCACCAAGUUGGUUCCCCAGUAGCCAACUCUCCUCCAGGCAACUGGACACAAUAUGGCAGCCCAGUUGAACAUAAUCCAUUGCAUGGCUUUAGCAAGUCUCCGGGUCUAGGAACUCUUAGUCCUGUAAAUGGGAUUAAUGGGUUAGCUUCAAUUCUUUCCUCACAUAUGUCUAACCAUGCAAAGAUUGUUGCUCCUAUUGGCAAGGAUCAAGGGAGGCCCAGCCAUGCAAAUCAAAUGCUUGGUAACAAUGGAAUAAUGCAAGGAGCAACUUUUCCACAUUUUGACCGGAAAUUGAGCACCAGUCCUGUUCCAAUGUCUGCUUUUGUGGAAUCAAGCUCAAAAUCUAAUUCGUCUGGUAUUGGAACAUUAUCAGGUCCUGAAUUUCUAUGGGGAAGUCCUCCAUACUCUGAGAAUGUAAGCUCUUCUGCUUGGCCAGCACCAUCUGUAGGACAUGCAUUUGCAUCAAGUAUGAAGGGGCAGGGUCUUCCGCAAAUUAGUCGGCACAGCUCUUUCCUUGGCUCUCAUUACCAGCAUCAUGUGGGAUCUGCUCCUUCUGGUCUUCCUCUUGAUAGGCAUUUCGGUUUCUUCCCAGAGUCACCAGAAACAUCCUUUAUGACUCCAAAUGCAAUUAGGGGCAUUGGUGUGAACCACAACAGUGGAAAUUAUAUCAUGAACAAUAUGGGAGCUCGGGCAUCUAUGGUUUCCGGUAUUAGACUUCCAGGAUCCAUUGGGGAAAGCAGUUCACCUAGUUUUAGGAUGAUGUCAUUCCCAAGGCAUAGUCCAAUCUUUCUUGGAAAUGGGUCUUAUUCAGGACCAGGAACAGUCAGCAAUGAUGGAUUUGCUGAGCAUGGCAGAAGCCGGCGACUUGAGAAUUAUGGUACCCAGAUGGAUAGCAAGAAGCAAUAUCAACUUGAUUUGGAUAAAAUUAAUAGUGGAGAAGAUUCUCGGACUACAUUAAUGAUUAAAAACAUUCCUAAUAAGUACACUUCAAAGAUGCUGCUGGCUGCCAUAGAUGAAAAUCACCGGGGUGCUUAUGAUUUUCUCUAUCUUCCCAUAGAUUUUAAGAAUAAGUGCAAUGUGGGUUACGCCUUCAUAAAUAUGGUGUCUCCUUUACACAUCAUUCCAUUCUACGAGGCGUUAAAUGGGAAGAAGUGGGAGAAGUUUAACAGUGAAAAAGUUGCCUCCUUGGCAUAUGCACGAAUUCAGGGCAAAGUAGCCCUUGUGAGUCACUUUCAGAAUUCAAGCCUAAUGAAUGAAGAUAAGCGAUGCCGACCUAUUCUCUUUCACUCUGAAGGCCAAGAAAUUUGUGAUCAGGAACCUUUUGUGUCUGCCAACUUAAACAUAUGUAUCCGUCAGCCAGAUGGUUCUUAUUCUGGGGAUUCUUUCGAGAGCCCAAAGGGCACUCUGGAUGAGAUGCCAGACGAGAGUUGACAAUGAAAUUACACUCCUACCCUUGAAUCUUGGUAAGGAGUGCUACUACUGACCAUUACAUAGGUAUUUCAAGUGUACAGAGUUGGAAGACGGGGAACAAAUGUUCUUCUGCUCGAAUGAUGUGCAGUCUCCACUUUUGCGUCACGGAUACUGCAAACUAUUUCAUAAUGCAGAGAGCAUUUUCGUGUUGAAAACCAAAUUGUUUGUUAUUUAACCAAGGGAAUGGAUAUAAGGUAUCGCUAAUCGCUGAGGUUUCAGAUUUUUUUUUGCUUUUGCUUUUGCUUGUUGAUUCCAUUCCUGCUUUUAUACCGGGUUUUGGAGUCCAAUUGCACAUAUGUUUUACAUGUCAGUAUACAUAUAUGUAUAUGGGUUAUAUGGGUGGAAGGCUGUCCAUCCAAAUUGUAUAGGAGGUGAGGAAAACAGAACCUAGGGUCUGUUUGUUUGUACUGCAUGUCAGAUGCUGUUAUGCAACUGAAUGUGAAUUUAAUUAUGUAUCUGGUGGUUGUACAGUUUUAAGUAAUAACGUUCCCUUUGAAACUAAUAGUAAUGUACUUUAUUUACAAUAUUUACAA
This is a messenger RNA of Mercurialis annua (annual mercury), 3441 nucleotides long. RefSeq names its product protein MEI2-like 2. The transcript has 13 exons. The coding region runs from base 287 to 2869 and encodes 860 amino acids. NCBI's taxonomy places the organism in Eukaryota, Viridiplantae, Streptophyta, Magnoliopsida, Malpighiales, Euphorbiaceae. Gene Ontology annotation, molecular function: RNA binding. The record is from RefSeq and is a predicted model, not a curated record.